This is a messenger RNA of Trichoderma asperellum CBS 433.97, 4690 nucleotides long. RefSeq lists its product as uncharacterized. Gene Ontology annotation, cellular component: mitochondrial DNA-directed RNA polymerase complex. Lineage: Eukaryota; Fungi; Ascomycota; Sordariomycetes; Hypocreales; Hypocreaceae. Gene Ontology annotation, molecular function: DNA-directed RNA polymerase activity; mitochondrial promoter sequence-specific DNA binding. Gene Ontology annotation, biological process: mitochondrial transcription. The record is from RefSeq and is a predicted model, not a curated record.
GAGGAACAUUUUGUUCCUAGCCAGCCCAAUUUCUCUCUGUUUUCUUUUUGCGUUGGGGGCUGCUUCUGUCUGCUCCAAUUGUGCCUUUGCUUGUGUAUAUCUCGACCGUCUUCAUUGGCGGUGCAUUGAUAUCCCUGCAUUUCAAGAUGCUGCCGAGGCACGCGGGCCGCAGUGCCUCGAUACAUCAUGCCACUGCUUUGAGAUCUGUUCGAACGUCCUCAAGGCUCCCAUCUCUUCAAGCCUGCAUAUCAACUCUCAGCCCACGGGAAGGUGUAGCAAAGCACCUGCGACCAUGGCGUCGAGGGCUCGAUCUUGGCUUCGGCGCUCAUGAACGAACCCUUGCCACCGCUGUUGAUGACUUCAAGCUGGAGGGAAUGCCAUAUAAUCACCUCCCCAGCCCAUCAAUACCACCAUUCCAGGCGCCACCCUCUCCAUUCGAGCUUCGCCCUUUCAAUCCAUCCUCUCCUCUGACAAUUCCUGAGCCUGGCCCUCCAAAGCCCGCGUCCAAGAUGAACACAUACGGCAUCCCGGGAGAGCCAGAAGACAUGUUCAUGGUGUUUGACGCGUGCAUCAAAGUAGGGAAACUAGAAAGGGCUGCUCUAGUAUUGAAGCGUCUCAGCGCCCUAGGAACGAUAUCAGACGAAGAGCGAAUCAUCCUUAACAACAAAUAUCUGAGAGCAUCCCUCAGCCAGAUGCGCACGAAUCCCGACCGAAGCCAAGCUGAGCAGCUCCACAAAUGGUACGAGCUUCAGAUAAGAAGCAAAAACUUGCCACACACGGCCGAAACGAUUGCCUGUAUGCUAAAGGCAUCCCUACUCUCCGAAAGAGGCGCCAGAUUGGAUCGCCUGGUGAAAAGAUAUAUGGGAAUGGCCCCAGACGAAGCGGGACUGCGAGUCCUUAGCAUGGACGAAAUUUUAAGCGAUCAGGAUCUUGCAGUUAUCACUGAAAUCUGCCCGACUUACAACUUUGCUGCGGAUGAGGGAGACUUAGAAGACAUGGCUAUUAUGCCAGAGAACUCUCCAGAGGCCGAAGCCUCGCCCGCUCUUGCUGCCGAAUUAAGCCAAUCAACAGGAUCAGUAGCAGUCCCGGAGCUAAUUCCAACACCACAACGAGGCGAGGGACUCAAUACUUUAAAGAAAGGCCUGGGACUCUUACUAGGACUGCAAGACAUUGAUAUUUCGAAACUUCCUCAUUCUGACCGAAUGGAUAUCCAACUUCAGCUGGAAAGAGAUUCAAUUAGCUCAGCUAUUGAGAAAUGGCGACUUGAUAAUAAGACUCUGCAGAAGCGGGGCGUCAGCACAGUCUUGGCACCAUCUACAAAAGAAGGCUCCAUGUCACAGAACAUGGCAUCGUGGAUGAGCGUCAUGGAAACCCGCAUCCACCAAGAAUUGAGGUUGAUUGAACAAUCCGAGGCAAAGAAGUCGAAGUCAGAUUGGGAUCUAACAAGAUGCAUUUACGGCCCUUUCAUUCAGCAGGGCGACCCAGCGCGUCUGGCAGCCGUGACCAUCCUCUCCGUUAUCAAUAUUGGGACUGUUCUAGGUGUUGAAAAGGGUAUUCCCAUCAGUCGGUUAAUUACUCACAUUGCGAAAGCUGUGCAGGAAGAUACCGAGAUGUAUCAGAAAGAAUUGGCCGAAAGAAAAGCUCGACGACAGCGUAAACUUCGAUUUGUUGGAGAGAAAUCUAAAGAAAAGGCGGAAGCCAGCGAAGAGAUCAAGACGCCUUUACUUGAUGCUGCGGAACACGAACGUACCCUCGAAGAGAAUAGCAAGAACCCUUGGUCUCUGCAGAUCAAGGCCCAAGUCGGCUCGAUUUUGCUGCAAAUGCUGAUAGAGUCAGCCAAGAUCAAUGUUGUGGCAGAGGGCUCGACAUCCAAAGAGCUGAUUAGCCAAUACCAGCCUGCUUUUAGCCAUCAAACGCUGCUUCGAAAAGGCAAAAAAGUUGGAGCUUUAUUUUUCAACAACCACUUGAUCGAACAGCUAAAGCGAGAACCAGUGGGCGAUUUCAUUGCCAAACACCUACCUAUGGUUGUAGAGCCAAAACCUUGGUCUUCCUUCACUGAAGGCGGAUUUUUGGAUUCCAAGACUAGUUUUGUUCGAGUUAAACCAGGCGAUGUCGAGCAAAAAUUGUACAGCACCGCAGCGAUCAAACGCGGAGAUAUGGAGCAGGUAUUCAAGGGCCUAGACGUGUUGGGUAAAACAGCAUGGGUCAUUAAUAAGGAUACUCUAAAUGUCAUGAUGGAGGCUUGGAACAGUGGCGAGGAAAUUGCCAACAUACCGCCUCUCCAUCCGCACUUCGACGUUCCCCCAGAACCGGAUUCUUCAGCAGAUCCUCUGGUACGAAAGACCUGGAUUAGAGCCGUUAAAGCGAUUGAAAACGAGCGGUCUGGUUUACAUUCUCAGCGCUGUUUUAUGAAUUUGCAGUUGGAAAUUGCACGAGCAUUCCGCAACCAGACGAUAUACUUUCCACACAAUGUCGACUACCGAGGACGAGCGUAUCCAAUGCCGACGUAUCUUAAUCACAUGGGCGCCGACCAUGCGCGAGCCAUUCUCAAAUUCGCCAAGGGCAAAGAACUGGGCGCAAGAGGCCUUCGGUGGCUGAAGAUUCAUCUCGCUAACGUUUAUGGCCUGGAUAAGGCUAGCUUCGACGAGCGCGAGGCCUUUGCAAACGAUAACAUAGCUAAUAUCGUCGACUCGGCGACCAAUCCUCUGAAAGGCAGCCGAUGGUGGCUCAAGGGAGAAGACCCGUGGCAGUGUCUUUCUGCGUGCUUCGAACUAAAAGCUGCGCUCGAACUCCCCGACCCAACAAAGUUUAUCUCAAAUCUUCCGGUUCACCAAGACGGUACAUGCAACGGGCUUCAGCACUAUGCAGCUCUCGGUGGUGACACAUGGGGAGCGAAGCAAGUUAACCUGGAGCCUGGAGAGCGGCCUGCCGAUGUCUAUUCAGCCGUGGCCAAUCUAGUCAAGGAAGCGAUCGCCAGAGAUUUGGAGGCGAAGAACCCAUUCGCCCAAGCGCUAGACGGAAAGAUCACUCGCAAGGUUGUUAAGCAGACUGUGAUGACAAACGUAUACGGCGUUACAUUUUCAGGAGCAAAGAAGCAAAUCUGCAAGCAAAUUGACGCUUUGUAUCCUAACUUAGGAAAAGAGUGCGGUAUUCCUAAUUUGCUGUUGUCGACCUAUAUUGCCAAACAGGUCUUUCAAGCUCUUGCGACCAUGUUCCGAGGAGCUCACGAUAUUCAAUACUGGCUCGGAGAGAUUGGCGGACGUGUGUGCCGCGCUUUGACUCCAGCCCAACUACAGCAAAUCGUGGAUUCGUACGGAGAGGGAGAGGGAAGCAUCUCUCGUUCCAGCAAAUCCAAGGCAAAGUCAUCUUCCGGCAAAAAAGUCGAGUUCGAUGACCUCGUUCAGCAGUUCCGGUCCUCAGUCGUUUGGACAACGCCUCUCAAAAUGCCUGUUGUUCAACCUUACCGAAAGACUACCGCACGGGAAAUCAAGACAUGUCUUCAGGCUGUCAUAUACCCUCUGAGCGACCAGACGGAUCCCGUCAACAGGCGGAAGCAGCUUCAGGGUUUCCCCCCUAACUUCAUCCACUCGUUGGAUGCUAGUCACAUGUUGCUAUCGGCACUAGAAUGUGAUGCUCGUGGACUUGAUUUUGCUGCUGUGCACGAUUCAUUCUGGACACAUGCUGGAGAUCUCGACGUUAUGAACGAGGUCUUGCGCGAGGCUUUUAUCCGAAUCCACGAAGAGGAUGUAGUAGGCCGCUUGGGUGCUGAGUUUGAAGCUCGUCAUCAAGGAUCAAUUUACCUAGCAAAGAUUGACCCUGAUACCCCGGUUGCUAAGAAGAUCAAAGAGCUGCGCAAGAAGAGCAAUCUUUCUCCCAAGGAAGAGCUUCUUCUCGAACACAAGCGUAACCAGCUGAAACUUUCUGGGAAUCCCUGGGACCUUGAGGCUGCUCAGCAGAUUGUUACCCCUGCUUCGAUAUAUGAAGAUAUGAUGGCCGCUGAGGUUGACAUGGAUAUCCAAGAGGACGCUAAAGACAUUGGCUUGGGCGCCAUUUCGGAAGAUGAGGCUAACAGCGUUGCUGAUGAGGACAUGGAGGCCCAGUCCGAAGCCUCCUCUGAAGUCAUGGAGCUUACCAAGCGACUCAUGGAUGACAUGAAAACAUCGUUUUUUGAGGCUCAAGUAGCGAAACCAAAGGCUCCUGCUCGCAAGCAGAAGAAGAUGCCUCUUCCCGUUUGGCUGCCGCUGACUAUCCCAAAGGUUCCCGAGAAGGGUGACUUUGAUGUGAAGCGUUUGAGAGAAAGCAAAUAUUUCUUCUCAUGAAAGCCGCAUGUCUUAUUGGGCAUCUCUACUAUUUUUGUUUUGCGACAAUGUAUAAUGACGUAUGGUGUUUGGAAAUAAAAAGGGUGAAAAGCAAGAGAAAAGGGCAAGGUGGGGGUGGCGUUGGCAUUUUGUGCAUCUACAUGGAGUUCAUUUAUGUGCUUGAGCACUGGAAUUUGUUUUGAAGAAAAAAGGGCGGGCAUUUCUAAGCGAUAUUGUAUACAAGAUAUGUAUGAUAGGAUUCAUGAUGGGUGAAUGCAUCACGAGAGUGGCUGCGUGGAUGUAAUCUACAUAAAACAACUCAUCGUCAUGGCCAGGCCAUGAACGAAUGGAUAGAAACAGAAUACAAAACGAAACAAACAAAUUAACAAAUU